Cyprinus carpio (common carp) is the source of this 1143-nucleotide messenger RNA. Its product is annotated as putative deoxyribonuclease TATDN3. The record is from RefSeq and is a predicted model, not a curated record. Gene Ontology annotation, molecular function: hydrolase activity, acting on ester bonds. Lineage: Eukaryota; Metazoa; Chordata; Actinopteri; Cypriniformes; Cyprinidae.
CUCGUAACAGGGUCAAAUUUACCGUCACAUCCGGUUCUGCUGUUUAUAUCUGCUGCUGAUCCAUGUGAACAGAUCGUUUUAAACGAUCUGAAAAAUAUAAACCCAUGCAAGGAUAUAUCGACUGCCACUGUCAUAUAUCUGCCGAGGAUUUUGACAGCGACAUUGAUGAUGUCAUUCAGGAGUCUAAAAAGGCUGGGCUUGUUGCCCUUCUUGCAGUAGCAGAGCAUGCUGGUGAAUUUGAGAAAAUUAUACAGCUCUCACAAAGGUUCCCAGGAUUCGUCAUGCCAUGUCUCGGAGUUCAUCCGGUCCAAGAUCCAGCACAACCCAGGGGUGCCUUACCUGAGGAUCUAGACGCGGCAUUACCACUGAUCGACAAAUACAAAGAGGAUAUCGUGGCUAUCGGUGAGGUCGGUCUGGAUUUCACACCACGUGUAGUCAACAGUGAUGCUGGGAAAGACGGUCAGAGACAGGUGCUCAUUCGACAGGCUCAAAUCGCAAAAGAGCUGAAGCUGCCUCUGAAUGUACACUCAAGAUCUGCUGGAAGACCAACCAUCCAUCUUCUGAAGGAGUUGGGUGUAGAGAAUGUACUUCUUCAUGCAUUUGACGGAAAACCUUCGGUUGCGAUGGAGGGUGUAAAAGCUGGUUAUUUUUUCUCAAUACCUCCAUCCAUUAUCAGAAGUGAUCAGCAGAAGCUUGUGAAGCAGGUUCCUCUGGAGAGCAUGUGUUUAGAGACGGAUGCUCCUGCGCUCGGGCCUGAAAAACAGGUGAGGAAUGUACCUAGGAAUAUCAGCAUCAGUGCAGAAUAUAUUGCCAAAAUCAAAGGUGUUCCCUUGGAGAAGGUCAUGGAGGUCACUACCCAGAAUGCCCUGCGCCUCUUCCCCAAAUUAAAAACAUUUAUCAAAGCUUGACAUUAAAAGGGUCUUCUGCAAAGCUGCUGUUUUUAACAAACAUGUUUUUGUGUGCAACAAAUUGUGAUCCAGAAUUAUUUUAAUAGAGCAUUAUGUAUGCUGGGUUUGAAACAAUUAUUUUCGUCAGUGUUCCUGUAAAUUUUGACCAGAAUGUUUAAUAAAUAAUAUUCUGACACGUCACAGUUUGUCUAAAAAUAGCUUCUGUUCUUUUAAAUAAACCAUUGCUUUCCGAACA